CCCCGCCCCUGCAGCGGCUCCCGGGGCCGGAGCGGCCGGUGCCGCCGGGCAGAGCCGGGGAGGCUGCGCUGCCAGAGCCACGGCGGCGGGGCCGGGGAAACGCGCCGGUGGCAGCGGGGAAAGCCGAGCGGAUGCGGUUGUCCUACCUGUAAAGCCCAAUGGUAUAAGACCACUGGUCAACGUAUCUGGACCAGAUUUUUGAGCUUAUUCAGCGUCCCACGAGAGAGCCGGUGACUCCAAACCUGUUGGAAGGCACAGGACUCAUCUAAGCCACCUGUAGAGCUGCUCAGCAAACAUGGAGCAGAUGAAGCCGGUGCUGAGCAUCCAGAGCAGGGGACCGAGGCCCAGCUGCUGGAAGGUGACGGCGGCUGCCGCCGUGGUGGGCAGCGUGACCGCGCUCUACCUGGGGAUCCUGCUGGCCUGUCACCCUGCGGCAGAGACCAGCUUCGAGCACACAGUGGAGCUGCGCGGAAUCGCGUUCAACAGCAGCUUACAGACCGAGACCUCCGACUACUACAGGGUGCUGACGCCUGCGCUGGAGAGGCUGUUCCUGUCCAGUGUCCAGGACUCGCAGCUGGACUGGAGCUGCACCGGUUGCACCAUCCUGGGCUACAGGAACGGAAACUCGAGCGUGAUCGUCCGGUUCCGCCUGCGCUUCGCCCCGCGGGACGCGCGGCCGCUGAGCUCAGCGCUGGAGGAGGAGGCGCUGAGGCACGGGCUGGCGGCCACGCUGCGCGACCGGGGCCUGGCCCUGCCCGCCUACGGGACCAUCUCCUCGGCUUCGCUUACAGGUCCCAGUGAGGUUUCUCCCCACAGACCUGGACUGAAAUCAGGGAGCUGCCCCGGAGACAUGUUCAACUGCCGCAACAGCCAGUGCGUGUGGAAAGAAAACCCGGAAUGCGACGGCCGAAAAGAUUGCGCUGAUGCCUCUGAUGAACGGGGCUGCGACUGCGGGAGCCGCCCCGCCAUGCAGACCGCCAGCCGGAUCGUCGGAGGCUCCGAGGCCUCGCGAGGGGAGUUCCCCUGGCAAGUCAGCCUGCGAGAGAACAACGAGCACUUCUGCGGUGCCGCCAUCCUCACCGAGAAGUGGCUGGUGUCCGCCGCUCACUGCUUUACCGAGUUUCAGGACCCGGCCAUGUGGGCAGCUUACACAGGAACCACCUCCCUCCGCUCAGACAGCGGGGCGGUGAAAAUGAGCAUCUCACGCAUCAUCCCGCACCCCUCCUACAACACCGACACGGCUGACUAUGAUGUGGCCGUGCUGGAGCUGAAGAGACCUGUGACCUUCACCAAGUACAUCCAGCCCGUGUGCCUGCCAAGCGCUGGGCAUCACUUCCCCACCAGAAAGAAGUGCCUCAUCUCCGGCUGGGGCUACCUCAGAGGGGAUUUCUUGGUGAAACCCGAGUUCCUGCAGAAAGCGACGGUGGAGCUGCUGGACCAGACGCUGUGCUCCAGCCUCUACAGCCAUGCCCUCACGGACAGGAUGAUGUGCGCUGGUUACCUGGAGGGGAAAAUCGACUCCUGCCAGGGUGACUCUGGUGGGCCCCUGGUUUGCCAAGAACCAUCUGGCAAGUUCUUCCUGGCGGGAAUUGUGAGCUGGGGCAUCGGAUGCGGUGAAGCCAGGCGGCCCGGGGUCUACACGCGUGUUACCAAACUCAGAGACUGGAUCUUGGACGCCAUUUCUGCCUCCCCCACCUCCACAAUCGACACCGUUCCCCUACCACACUCCAGUGCGAACCGUGACGUGGUCAGCUCUGUGGACCUCAACGCCACCACCACCGGCACCAUCCCCACCGCGUCACCAGCCCCAGCUGCCAGCGCACCGGUGACAGCAUCAGUACCGCAAGCGUGCGGAGGACGACCCGGGUUCUCUAAACCCAGCAGGAUUGUGGGAGGAACAGACGCUUCCAGAGGAGAGAUCCCCUGGCAAGUCAGCCUGAGAGAAGACUCGAGGCACUUCUGUGGAGCCACGGUGAUCGGGGAGCGCUGGCUGCUGUCGGCAGCCCACUGCUUCAACGAGACACAUUCAGAAGAGAUUGAAGCCUACGUGGGAACAACAUCACUGAAUGGAACAGACGAGAGUGGGGUGAAAGUCAAUGUAACCAGAGUGAUCCAGCAUCCCCUCUACAACCCUAUUAUGCUGGACUACGACGUGGCUGUGCUGGAGCUGGCGACACCUCUUGUCUUCACCAAACACAUCCAGCCCAUCUGUCUCCCAACUGCUGCGCAGGAGUUUCCCGUUGGCAAGAAAUGCGUCAUUUCUGGGUGGGGUCACCUCGAGGAGGGGAACGCCACCAAGCCUGAGAUCCUGCAGAAAGCCUCUGUGGGCAUCAUAGACCAGGAGACCUGCGAUUUCCUCUACAACUUCUCCCUCACUGACCAAAUGAUCUGUGCCGGCUUCCUGGAGGGGAAGGUGGACUCCUGCCAGGGAGAUUCGGGGGGACCCUUGGCCUGCGAGGUGACCCCGGGAGUGUUUUAUCUGGCCGGCAUCGUGAGCUGGGGAAUCGGCUGUGCCCAGCCUAUGAAUCCCGGCGUGUACUCCAGAAUUACCAAACUCAGAGACUGGAUCCUGGACACCAUCUCGCAGCUGCCCAGUCCUGGCACAGGCAUUGUUUCCAGUUCAACCUUCGCUAGAACGUCUGCUGCAGCCACCGUCACCCACCGGUUCAGCACCACAGCUGCCAGUCCAACUGACAGAACCACAACAGCCACCGAAGAACCCUCCACAGCCCUGCAAACCACAGAGCCUGCCAAGCCCACCCAAACCCCAGUGGUGCCUUGUACCAGCUUCACCUUCAAGUGUUCCAGCAACGUCUGCAUUGGAAAAGAAAAUCCCGAAUGUGACGGCAUUGCCGACUGCAGCAACGGCUUUGACGAGCGCAACUGCGAUUGUGGCUUAACGAGUGCUCUGGCCUUCAGCAAGAUCGUGGGUGGCAGCGCCGCGGCUCGAGGAGAGUGGCCCUGGCAAGUCAGCCUCUGGCUUCGGCGGAAGGAGCACAAGUGCGGGGCCGUCCUCAUCGCCGACCGCUGGCUGCUCUCCGCAGCUCACUGCUUCGAUAUUUACAGUGACCCCAAAAUGUGGGUGGCCUUUCUAGGAACACCCUUCCUGAACGGCAUCGAUGGCAAAACGGAGAAAAUAUUCCGGAUCUACAAGCACCCUUUUUACAACGUCUACAGCCUGGACUACGACGUGGCACUGCUGGAGCUGAACGCGCCCGUCAAGUUCAGCAGCACCAUCAGACCCAUAUGUCUCCCAGACAGUUCACACAUCUUCCAUGAAGGAGCCAGAUGCUUCAUCACAGGCUGGGGCUCCACGAAGGAAGGAGGUCUCAUGUCAAAGCAUCUGCAAAAAGCAGCAGUGAACGUGAUCGCAGACCAGGCCUGCAAGAAGUUCUACCCCGUCCAGAUCAGCAGCAGGAUGCUGUGUGCCGGCUUCCCGCUCGGCACCGUCGACAGCUGCUCGGGCGAUGCGGGCGGACCCCUGGCGUGCCAAGAACCCUCAGGGCGGUGGUUUCUGGCAGGAAUCACAAGCUGGGGCUAUGGCUGCGCCCGGCCAUACUUCCCUGGUGUCUACACCAAAGUCACAGCCGUCCAGGGCUGGAUCGCGCAGCACCUCAAGCUCUGAAGCUGAAUUUCACCACUCAGGGAAGCCGACGGAUGACAGGAGUAAUUGCCAGAGGAUGCACUAACCCCUCAGCUAUUGUACUUUUCUUUUGAUGCUGCAAAGGGGUGAAGAUGGUCUGCAGGUAUUAAGCAAAUGCCGGUGUUGUGUCACCCCCUGCAGCUGUGACACCAGGGCAUUUGGUAACCGCUUUGCAUAGAAAGGUACAAUUCUAGACAUUUUCUAUAAAUAAAUGAGGCCUGUCCCUUCUUAAGACCUGGCCAAACAUC
Columba livia (rock pigeon) is the source of this 3891-nucleotide messenger RNA. It is a transcript of the gene TMPRSS9, whose product is annotated as transmembrane serine protease 9. The transcript has 21 exons. Lineage: Eukaryota; Metazoa; Chordata; Aves; Columbiformes; Columbidae. Gene Ontology annotation, biological process: proteolysis. Bases 296 to 3625 code for a protein of 1109 amino acids. Gene Ontology annotation, molecular function: protein binding; serine-type endopeptidase activity. The record is from RefSeq and is a predicted model, not a curated record.